AACGCGCUGGUCCCUCAGUCCCUGGUCCCUCCGCAGCCCCGUUAAAAGCUAGGUGUCCCCGGAGAUGAGCCGCAAGAGGCAUCACCUGGUCUCGGAGACCUUUGGGCUGAAAAGGCGGCGUGAGCGGAGAGAUGGAAAAGCGGAUCCUCUGAGGGGUGAGACAGGGUCGGCGCGCGCGGCCAUCGCGGAGCUGGUGCGACUGUUCCCGCGGGGCCUGUUUGAGGAUGCCCUACCGCCCAUCGCUCUGAGAAGUCAGCUGUACAGCCUCGUGCCCGACCGCACGGCGGCGGACAGGCAGCUGAAGGAGCUUCAAGAGCAGGGAGAGGUCCGGGUCGUCCAGCUGGGCUUCGACCUGGACGCACAUGGGAUCAUCCUCACCGAGGACUACAGGACCAAGGUUCUGGAGGCCUGUGAGGGCCGACCGUAUGCUGGGGCCGUGCAGAAGUUUCUGGCUGAAGUCCUCCCAGCCUGUGGGGACCUUAGCUUCCAGCAGGACCAGAUGACGCAGACCUUCGGCUUCAGGGACCCAGAGAUCACGCAGCUGGUGAAUGCUGGCGUCCUCACUGUCCGGGAUGCUGGGAGCUGGUGGCUGGCCGUGCCUGGAGCUGGGAGAUUCAUCAAAUACUUUGUUAAAGGCCGCCAGACUGUCCUCGGCAUGGUCCGGAAAGCCAAGUACCGGGAGCUGCUCCUGUCAGAGGUUCUGAGCCGGCGGACCCCUGCCGCCGUACGGCUCGGCCUCUCCUACCAUGUGCAUGACCUCAUUGGGGCCCAGCUGGUGGACUGCAUCUCCACCACGUCCGGAACCCUCCUCCGCCUGCCAGAGACCUGAGGACCCUGCUCAUCGCUGCAUUCCUCCUCCAACUGGGCAGGGGGGCCCAGGACUGCAGCCCCUGGUGCCUGAGACGGGUCACCUUGGGAAGGCGUGGGAGCUGGCUGAGUGUUGGGCUGCCGUCUGUGCAGAGGCUCAGACCUGGCUGCUGCCGUUCGUUUACGUGGGCUCCGACCCAGGGGGGGAUUUGGAGCACGCCUCUCUGCCCUUCCAAGAUGUGGGGCCAGAGACAGGACCCAGGCUGUGGCUCCCGCUUUUCCUGUGGAGGAAGUACUGAUGUCCACUCUUUCUCAAAAUGAGAAGAGGAGCUUUCUGGGUAAACGGGUGAAGGACGGCAAACUUUGCUUCCUGGUCUUGGUGCUGAAACUGGCAAAUAAAGCCCCUCUGCCUACGAGGUUUUCGGAA
Messenger RNA from Echinops telfairi (small Madagascar hedgehog), 1234 nucleotides. RefSeq names its product serine/threonine kinase 19 (gene WHR1). The transcript is spliced from 7 exons. Bases 65 to 829 code for a protein of 254 amino acids. Gene Ontology annotation, biological process: positive regulation of Ras protein signal transduction; protein phosphorylation. The record is from RefSeq and is a predicted model, not a curated record. Gene Ontology annotation, molecular function: protein serine/threonine kinase activity. NCBI's taxonomy places the organism in Eukaryota, Metazoa, Chordata, Mammalia, Afrosoricida, Tenrecidae.